GCACAGGUGCGCAAGUUCUACGCGCGCUGCCACGCGGAGACGGUGGCCGCGGCCACCGCUGCGGCGGCGCACCCUGGAGUCCAGGAAAUCACUGCCACAGAUCCGGCAGCGGAGGAAUACUGCAACCUGGCGCCCCCAUACCGGAAGAAACGGCUGGAGGGUUUGACAGCCGCACGCAGGUGCGAGGUCGACGACAGCAGGCUGCCGUCAGACCGGCUGUGGGGCCGUUACGAGAGGCCCAGGCGCGUCAGCAAGGAAUUUGCGACGCUCCCGCCGACGAAGAUCCAGUCGGAGCUCGCGGCGUCGCGCAAGCCCGGCCACGCCCAGCUCCAGCCCGGGGCGGGGGGCGUCCUCGCGUGGAGGAUGCCGGCGAUAGAGGACCCCGCAGCCAAUUCCUUGGUGGCGUUCGAGGAGGUGAUGUUCAUCGUGGAGAACCUCCUCUACUUGACCGGCUGGGUGUCCCAGCUCCAGCCGCUGGAGACGUUCCAAGCCAGGUUCUGGGCGCGGGCACGCAAGAGCUGGACGCCUGCGCCAGGGUGCCGGCCCCUGAGCCUCAGCGAGCUCCAGCACGCCUUCGAGCUGUUCCAGCGGCAGUGGGCGCGUGCCAGCCGAGCGAAGGAGGCCGGCCAUAUCGACGACGCCGUGACCGCCAGCCUCCCAGCAGACACAGACGAGCUGGACAGGUGCCUGGCGCUGGCGCCGAGGCUCCAGACGGCUCAGCAGGACCUCGCGACCGAACCGCGCGGGUACUGGGGCAACGGGGGCGGAAACCGCCAGCCCCAGGACGUGCGGGCGGAGCAGCCGAAAGGCGAAAGCAAGGGCAAGGCGGACCGCGGCACCAAGAGGAAGGCGCCGGCCGCGGGUGCACCGGCCAACAAGGCCCCGAAGCGCGACCAGCCGUGCAAGUUCAUGGCGACGACGGGCACCUGCCGCUUCGGGGACCUGGGUGCCGAGAUUCAGGCGGCCGCGCCCACGUGGCGGCGCGUGGACAGCGACGGCAGCAGCGGGCAUGCAGGGGCAAGCCCGUCCGACGGCGCGCCUCGCGGCGAGCCGGUAGAGUGCGCCGCGUCCUUGCUGGAUCUAGAUGCGAACGAGCGCGCUAACGCGCUCGCCCUGGAAGAGGAACAGGCAUGCCAGCUUAGCGACCACCGUUAUUGGGAUUUAGCGGCCGGGCUACUGCCGGACACGCUGCAGUUCGCCGCCGCGCCGCAAGCCGCGAAGCCGUCCCCCGCGGCGCUAGAUAGAGCCUUACGGCGCGCAGUCGAGAGGCGCGCGGACACGCUGCAGGAGACGCUGCAACGUCCGCGCCGGGAGCCUGGCACGGACGAGGUGCUGCGACAGACAAUGGCAGACGUGAGUGCUGGGAAGAUGCGUGGCCCGUGGCGUGUGUGCAUAGACGAUGGCGGCAGUCUCCGCUCGGAGGUGCCGUUCGCAGAGUGGCUGCCAACCGCCCGCUUCCCGCGUAUGCAGAAGAAGACGGCGACGAGCUUCGCGUGCUUGCUGGUGGCCCUGGCCGCGGCGGAGCACGUCGCCAAGGAAUUCGCGCACUGGGGCGAGGGCGGAUCCCCGCGCAUUUGCAAGGCCGACCACAAGCAAGCGUGCAGGCAGUGUGCGGUCAGGCCCGACCAGCAGCAAGUCGUCGUCUGCCUGAUCUGGUGCGAAGACGUCGGGUUUCACGGAGGGUAUCUCGCGUUCGCGCACCGAGCGCUCUGCUUCGGCGCCACGGGGGCCGUGUGCGGCUACGGCAGGGUCGCCAGCGGCAUAGUGCACAUCCUGCGGUGCAUUUUUAGCUUAGGCCAGUUGGCCUUCGUAGAUGAUUUAAGUAGAAUGGAUCCACAGCGACAUGCGGCACUGCUCAAGUGGGUUUUCGAGCAAGUGCACGGUCUCCUCGGUGUUCCUCUCAAGCACGAGAAGGGCGAAGGCCCGGCAAGCAAAUUGCCUAUGCUUGGCAUGCGCGUAGCCGUCGCCAGCCAGUGGCGCGGCUUGCAGCUAGCGACCUCCCGGAGGAAAGACCUCCAGAGCGCUGUGGAGCAGGCGCUGAGGACGCGAGCGCUCGCAGCCAAAGAAGCGGUCCGCCUCGGGGGCCAACUGAGCUGCGCGCGCGCAGACUUAUUCGGCAGAGUCGGGCGCGCCUACGGCCCCGCCAUCUCCAGCCACUCGGGAGGGUGGAGCCAGGAGCAAGGAACCGCGCUGCGCUGGUGGGAUGCCCAUGUAACCAUCCCCCUGCACCAUUAUGUACAUGCCGGCCGGACCCGGCCGACUGCCGUGGCCUGGGUCGACGGCUCCCGGGACAUGGCAACCAAGACCGGCGCGCUUCGAACCUUGCUGCUCACGCGAGAAUCUGGCAGGUGGAGCCUGUCGGCCGCGAUCCCUCGCCAGAUCUGCGCCGAGCUCACGCAGUGCCCCAAAACGCAGCGCAACGCGCAAUCAGAGCUGCUGGCCAUUUCAAUGCUACUGCUCUCGCUGCCCCAAGCUCUGCGCGGAGCGCACCUCGUCAUUUUCGAGGACAACGCUGCGGCCCUAGCGAACGUCCGCGCUGGGGCCGCGGCCGACGAACACAGCCGAGCACUCGUAGGUGCCGUCUGGCUGGUCGCGGCGGCCCUGAACAUAACGCUGUGGCUUGAAUAUGUCCCUUCGGAAUCCAACCGAGCGGAUUGCUUCUCAAGGUCGGAUGAGGCCGAGAAGCAUCGCGAAGCCGCCAGCCUCACCGCGCAAUUCGACCUCACGCUCGCGCAGCCUAGGCUACCCGCAUCCGUGAGCAUGGGCCCUUCGCAGUGGGCGCGAGCGCUACAGGCGGCCGUUCACGCGCCGCCAGCGAGCCGGGCUGACCAGGCCAGGCUCGCGGCAGAGCUAGGGUCAGGCGCCACGGACGCGAGCACCCUCUGGGCAAUGCUCAAGCGGGUCCAAUUCACUGCCGCGUCAGGCGAGAUCACGCUAGGCUGGCUGCAAUUGCGCCGUAAAAGCAUCAUCGGCGCGGCCACCGGCGCCCAUGGCGACCUCACGAGGGUCAUGUGCGCUGCCUUUAAGCAACAGUCGCCGCACAGCCGUUGCACGACCAUCGUGAUUGCGCCCGGCAGGCCGCCGAAAUGGCCACCGGGGGCCGCGAUCAUGCCAGCUCUGUUGCGCGUCACGGCGGCGCCCCUCGCGUGGGGCAAGGGCGAAGCGCCCCCCGCGCCCACAGAUGCCGAAAGCAUCUGGCUCGGGUCUUACCAUUUCGACAUCGCGGGAAUUCGUGGCAAUCGAGCAGCCGCGCCAUUGCUGGGAUACGGCUUUCCCUUGUAG
Prorocentrum cordatum is the source of this 3282-nucleotide messenger RNA. NCBI's taxonomy places the organism in Eukaryota, Dinophyceae, Prorocentrales, Prorocentraceae. The record is from the annotation of a GenBank genome assembly.